Odocoileus virginianus texanus is the source of this 2844-nucleotide messenger RNA. NCBI's taxonomy places the organism in Eukaryota, Metazoa, Chordata, Mammalia, Artiodactyla, Cervidae. The record is from RefSeq and is a predicted model, not a curated record.
AUGGGUGGGAUGAAGGUGGCUUGGCUCAGGCACUGGGAUGGUGUGACCAGGCCUCCCAAAGUCAGCGCAUUGCUUCUUGCCCUGGAGCAGGGCAGCGGCACCAGCAGAGGUUUGGGGCAUGGCUACUGGGCUGCCCCUCGGCAUUCCAAGGGGUACAGUCUGCCAGGGAACCUCCCAGGUUUGGGCCCAACGGCACUCGUGCAUCCUGCCCUGGGGCUGCCCUGCACCUUCGGAAACAGCGUGGCAGGUCAGGAUGCAGGCCAAGGCUCUGGAGGGGCCACCCAGGGGACCGCAUGGGGCUGGAAUCGGAGAGCCGGAGAGAGCCCUGGCCAGGUGUCGGAGCUGGACAGGACUCAGCUGAGCCAGGACCUGGGUGGGGGCACCCUGGCCAUUGACAAACUGCCGGACAACGGGACCAGGGUGGUGGAGGACAACCACAGCUACUAUAUGUCUCGUCUGUAUGGCCCCAGCGAGCCCCGCAGCCAGGAGCUGUGGGUAGAUGUGACCAAGGCCAACCAGAGCCAAGUGAAAGUUCACAGAAUCCUCUCCAACACCCACCGGCAGGCUUCGAGAGUGGUCUUGUCCUUUGAUUUCCCUUUCUACGGGCAUCCUCUGCGGCAGAUCACCAUAGCAACCGGAGGCUUCAUCUUCAUGGGUGACGUGGUCCAUCGGAUGCUCACAGCUACUCAGUACGUGGCCCCUCUGAUGGCCAACUUCAACCCUGGCUACUCUGACAACUCCACAGUUGCUUAUUUUGACAAUGGGACAGUCUUUGUUGUUCAGUGGGACCACGUCUACCUCCAGGGUCGGGAGGACAGGGGCAGCUUCACCUUCCAGGCAGCUCUGCACCAAGACGGCCGCAUUGUCUUUGGCUACAAAGAGAUCCCUAUACCCGUCCUGGAAAUCAGCUCGUCCCAGCACCCUGUCAAAGCAGGCCUGUCAGAUGCCUUCAUGAUUCUCAAUCCAUCCCCUGAUGUACCAGAAUCUCGGAGGAGGACCAUCUUUGAAUACCACCGUGUGGAGCUGGACCCCAGCAAGGUCACCAGCACAUCUGCCGUGGAGUUCACCCCAUUGCCAACCUGCCUACAGCAUCGGAGCUGCGACGCCUGCAUGUCCUCAGACCUGACCUUCAACUGCAGCUGGUGCCACGUCCUCCAGAGAUGUUCCAGUGGCUUUGACCGCUACCGCCAGGAGUGGCUGGCCUACGGCUGUGCCCAGGAGGCAGAAGGCAGAACAUGUGAGGACUUCCAGGAUGAGGACUCCUACUCGUCCUCCCCCGACAGCUCCUUCAGCCCCUUUGACGCAGACCUCACCACCACCUCCUCCUCCCUCUUCAUUGACAGCCUCACCACGGAAGGCCUUCAGAACAACCUGGCCCCCAAGACGACAGGGUCCCCUGUGCACCUGGGCACCAUCGUGGGCAUUGUGCUGGCCGUCCUCCUUGUGGCUUCCAUCAUCCUGGCUGGGAUCUACAUCAAUGGUCACCCCACCUCCAAUGCUGCCCUCUUCUUCAUCGAGCGGAGACCUCACCACUGGCCGGCCAUGAAGUUCCGCAACCACCCCAGUCACUCCACCUACACAGAGGUUGAGCCCUCAGGCCAGGAGAAGGAGGGCUUCGUGGAGGCGGAGCAGUGCUGAGAACGCCAGGUCUCCCUUGGAAGGGUACAAAGGAAGACCCGGGGACCUCAAAACACACGAGUCAAAGCAAAGCAGAGAAAUGACUUUUCUUGGCCUCCUCUGAACACACCCUGGCUGGGAAAACGAGCCCGUGGCCUGCAGUGCCAGCGCUACAGUUUGGCCAUCACACCCCAGAUAUUGAAGCAGGGGCGGAAAAGCCACAAUAACCAGUAACAAUCACCUGUGCCAGGGGUCUCCCCUUCUGAGUCUCUCCAUGGUCUACUCCGGAGCUGCCUCAGAGGUCCCUUCCCACCUGGAGGUGGACAGAUGCCCUGCUCCCAUCACCUAAUACCCGUGUGUACGACAAAGAGAAGCAGGCCCUCGAUUGUAGCCGCCGCAUUCCAGGGUCCAUAGACUCAAGAGCAGGUCCUCAUGGCUAUGGAUUCAGAGUAUUUUGCCCCAGCUUCUGUGGUCUAGAAGUCUGGAGAAGGACUUCUCACCAUCUGUUACACACAGGUAUGGCUGCUCCCAGCGCUUUCAGCAAGACACUGAUUGGCAUGCUGGCAUCCGAAGAAACCCAAAGGAGAAAAGAGAGAACUUGUGGGCAGAUUGCGUUUUUAGGCUUCGCUUCCCCAACUUGCCCUAUCUGCUGAGAAUCAGUUAGUUUCUGCAUUGAACACGUGUGUGGCCCAUGUCACGGGCUUCAUCCAACGGCAGCCCAGCCCACCAGGUGAGCCGUGCUGUGCGCGGCCACAUCCAUCAGGUGGGCUCUUCAUUCCAGGGGCACGUUUGGGGGUCCAUUGUCUUCAUUGGCCUGGUUUUCCAUCAGUGCCAGUCAGUACCUCCAAAGGCAGGGCCUGCCUGAUCAAUACUUUGCCUCCUCUGAGCUGGAAUUUUAUAGCCAUUAAAGAGAUAUAAGGUGGGGAGAAGCUUCUUGAAACAUACCCAACAGGGAACUUCAGUUAGAUUCUGUUGAAAAGCAAAACCUCUAGGACAAUUGGGACAGGGGAAGCUGGUGCAGGAAAGAAGGACUUUAUAUCUGCCGGAAUUUCUUGGGGCAGAGAGUUUAGGCUCCCAAACCUAAUCUGGUUUUUAAGUGAGUUCUGUCCUGGACAUGAGUUGGUGUUGCUUCUGAAGAGCAUUUCAAAUGAAAACCUAUAGUUCACCCUCAUUCAAAGUAAAAAAAAAAAAUAUCAGCAGCAAAUAAACAUUAAAUCACAGGCUCCA